Molecule: messenger RNA, 729 nt
Organism: Coturnix japonica (Japanese quail)
Lineage: Eukaryota; Metazoa; Chordata; Aves; Galliformes; Phasianidae
Source: RefSeq, a predicted model, not a curated record
AGGGGCGGGGCCAACAAGGAGAUGACCCACCUGCAGAAGGAGGUGACGGCCAUCGAGACGAAGCUGGAGCAGAAACGCAGCGACCGGCACAACCUGCUGCAGGCCUGUAAGAUGCAGGACAUCAAACUGCCCCUGUCCAAGGGCACCAUGGACGACAUCAGCCAGGAGGAGGGCAGCGGUGGUGGGGAGGAGGGGGGCAGCGGCUCCCAACGCUCCUCCAGCCUCUACGCCCGGGAAGCCCUCAUUGAGAUCGACUACAGCGACCUGCCCGACGAGCUCAAGGACGCCCAGGCGGAGGAGGAGAUCCGUCAGGAGAUGAACCAGCUCCAGCAGCGUCUGACGGAGCAGCAGAGCGUCCUGCAGCGCAUCGCGGCCCCCAACAUGAAGGCCAUGGAGAAACUGGAGAGCGUCAGGGAUAAGUUCCAGGAGACCUCCGAUGAGUUCGAGGCUGCCCGCAAGAGGGCCAAGAAGGCCAAGCAGGCGUUUGAGCAGAUGAAGAAGGAACGAUUCGACCGCUUCAACGCCUGCUUCGAGUCCGUGGCCACCAACAUCGACGAGAUCUACAAGGCCCUGAGCAGGAACAGCAGCGCACAGGCCUUCCUGGGCCCUGAGAACCCGGAGGAGCCGUACCUGGACGGCAUCAACUACAACUGCGUGGCCCCAGGGAAAAGGUUCCGGCCUAUGGACAACCUGUCGGGGGGGGAGAAGACGGUGGCNGGGGGCAUUUAG